Messenger RNA from Homarus americanus (American lobster), 1044 nucleotides. RefSeq lists its product as uncharacterized. The record is from RefSeq and is a predicted model, not a curated record. NCBI's taxonomy places the organism in Eukaryota, Metazoa, Arthropoda, Malacostraca, Decapoda, Nephropidae. The coding region runs from base 1 to 1044 and encodes 347 amino acids. The transcript has a single exon.
AUGGGGACGGGACAGAAAGACGGAGGAUGGGACAGAAAGACGGAGGAUGGGACAGAAAGACGGAGGACGGGACAGAAAGACGGAGACGGGACAGAAAGACGAGGACGGGACAGAAAGACGGAGGACGGGACAGAGACGGAGGAUGGACAGAAAGACGGGAGGAUGGGACAGAAAGACGGAGGAUGGGACAGAAAGACGGAGGAUGGGACAGAAAGACGGAGGAUGGGACAGAAAGACGGAGGACGGGAACAGAAAGACGGAGGACGGGACAGAAAGACGGAGGAUGGGACAGAAAGACGGAGGACGGGACAGAAAGACGGAGGAUGGGACAGAAAACGGAGGAUGGGACAGAAAGACGGAGGAUGGGACAGAAAGACGGAGGACGGGACAGAAAGACGGAGGACGGGACAGAAAGACGGAGGAUGGGACAGAAAGACGGAGGACGGGACAGAAAGACGGAGGACGGGACAGAAAGACGGAGGAUGGGACAGAAAACGGAGGAUGGGACAGAAAGACGGAGGGACGGACAGAAAGACGGAGGAUGGGACAGAAAGACGGAGGACGGGACAGAAAGACGGAGGACGGGACAGAAAGACGGAGGACGGGACAGAAAGACGGAGGACGGGACAGAAAGACGGAGGACGGGACAGAAAGACGGAGGAUGGGACAGAAAGACGGAGGAUGGACAGAAAGACGGAGGACGGAAGAAAGAGGACGGACAGAAAGACGGAGACGGGACAGAAAGACGGAGGACGGGACAGAAAGACGGAGGACGGGACAGAAAGACGGAGGACGGGACAGAAAGACGGAGGAUGGGACAGAAAGACGGAGGAUGGGACAGAAAGACGGAGGACGGGACAGAAAGACGGAGGACGGGACAGAAAGACGGAGGAUGGGACAGAAAGACGGAGGAUGGGACAGAAAGACGGAGGACGGGACAGAAGACGGAGGAUGGGACAGAAAGACGGAGGACGGGACAGAAAGACGGAGGAUGGGACAGAAAGACGGAGGAUGGGACAGGAGAUACAAGGGUCACAUAUUUAG